Molecule: messenger RNA, 3085 nt
Organism: Exaiptasia diaphana
Lineage: Eukaryota; Metazoa; Cnidaria; Anthozoa; Actiniaria; Aiptasiidae
Exons: 3
Coding region: 87-2429 (780 amino acids)
Biological process (GO): regulation of apoptotic process
Molecular function (GO): ATP hydrolysis activity; protein binding
Source: RefSeq, a predicted model, not a curated record
UUGUUUUCAGAGUUUUCGCACAAAUCAGAGAAUGAAAUGGAAAGGCUUUUGAUCAGUGUCUUGUGAUACACAAAAAGUAAAUCGYAAUGGAUCCCGUUAUAGAUCCUUUUAGRUCGCUUCUUUUGAGUAUUKCAAAUGAUUGYUCAGAMGAUGACUUCACAAACAUGAAGUUCCUUUGCARUGGGUGUAUUUCUGAAGGUCGUUUGGARGCCAUUGCRACACCACAGCAACUCUUCACAGAACUCAUUCACGAGUGCUUUCUAGCGAGCGAUAAGAAGACGUAUCUAGCUUCCUUGYUAUUUCACAUCGGGAGACACGACCUGAGAAAUCGUUUACUGGGGAAAGAAGAUCCAACUGUUGUCGGAGGAUCCCAAAACUGGGGUGGACUCCCCCUUAAAGUACACAACUUUGUGGACAGAAAAGAUGAAUGUAAAAAGGUUCUUUCCAAACUUACUAAUUCACCAUGUCAAGUUGUCACCAUAACAGGCCCUCCAGGAUUUGGAAAGUCAGCAGUAGCAAUCCAAGUUGGCCAUGAUCUAUGCUGCCAUGCUGGUGUCUCUGUAUUUUAUAUCAGUCUGAGGAACUGCACUUCGCUUGUCGGGAUGGCNAACUCUCUCCUUAGAGCACUGAGAAUGGUUGCAAGUGAACGGGAAUCUCCACUUAAACAGUUAAUGCAUGUUUUGUGCAAUAUGACCUCUGAUACUGUCAUCAUUCUAGACAAUGCCGAGGACAUGCUGGUCAAUUCUAUACGUGAAGAGUUUAGUAACUAUGUUGAGAAUGUUGCCAAGACUGCACCAUUUGUUCGAAUUUUGGUAGCUAGUCGCAUCUCGAUGACAUUUUUAGAUGUUGACUCAUGUCAGRUAUCGUUGGAUGCUUUAAAACCAGAAGACGCCCAAGAAUUGCUUAAAUUAUCAGGGGCAAGAAUUAUGCAUGAUGAUGCCGAAACCCUAGCACACCUUUGUGGUGGAGUGCCUCUUGUGUUGCAUACAACAGCUUCCUUGCUGGCAAAGAAAAGUAUUAAUCCCAAAGCAUUAAUCACUGAAUUCCAGAGAAGUCCAGCAUCAGCGUUCAAGGCGUUCAACUUCAUCACACUUUCACAUGAUCACCAGAUUUUCUACUGUUUGAAUAUAUGUUUUGAAAGGCUGUCCAAUGAGAUGAAGGAUGGCCUGAUCGCAUUAUCAGUGUUUCCGACAGCUUUUGAGCUUGAUGAUGCUCAGGUGAUCAUGAAAGAGCACUCUGAGUUUUCACUGGARAUGCAUCUCCAAGAACUUGUUGACAACUCGCUGCUUCAGUACGACAGUGUUUCCAAGCAGUACUCAAUUCAUGGUGUAAUCCAAGCAUUUUGCCAUGACAAGUCCAAACAAGAAGARUAUASRCCWUUAUUUGCAAAAGCAAAAAAGGAUUUUAAUUGUCAUUAYCUUGACAUGCUAAAAGUAUUUCAGAACAACUUURUCUCCAAGAAAGUUACAAGYACUGUACAGCGCUUCCUGGUCAAGAGACGUCAYAUAAGACAAGCMAUGCUAGACUCUGUAAAAGACCCAGACCUUGAAUUAACAUGCAUUGACACAGCCAACAGUGUUGCCCCUUUCUUGGCCAAGGUGUUCAGAAAGGAAAAAUGUUUACAAAUAUUUGAAAUCUAUACAAAAAUUUGCAAGGAAAGGAAUGAUGACAAAAGAUACAGUGAUUGCCUGACUGCCGAGGCUUAYUGYAUYCUGUCUCACUGCGCAUGCCAUCUUCCAUGCCCUUCUGCAGUCGCAAAGUUCAAAGAAGCUCAUGCAAUCCAGACAAAACUUGGAGAUGAGAGCUCUUUGAUUCGUKCUCACUGUCUUACYAAGCUUGGYCGCUGUAUCUCUCAUUAUGGUGAGCUAGAUAAAGGCAUUGUUCUCAUUAAGAAGGGGUUGGCUAUCAGGWUAGAAAAGAAAGAUGACAUCCAAGUAGCUGUGGCCUACAAAGAUUUGGCAGUCUCCUAUUCGUUUAAUAACCAGCACCACACUGCUAACAGAAUGCGUGUUGAGAAGGUCCUACCCGUGUAUCAGCAGUACUUAGGUGAUCAUCCCUAUACCGCUACGCUGAUGGACGACAUGGGUGUGUCCUACAUGGCAAUGUCUGACUACUCCAAUGCCUACACCUACAUCAAGGAAGCAUUGAGGAUGAGAGUCAAAGCGCUGGGAAACCACCAGGAAACAGCACGCUCCUACCAUGACUACGGCACCGUCCUUGUGGCCCAAGAGAGGUACAACGAGGCAUUAACUGCUUUCAAGCAAGCACUUCAAAUCCAGGAAAGCAUUCUUGGAAUACACGAGGAAACUAUAAGGUCACAUUUUGAGAUUUCCAAAGUGUUGAAGCGGCUUGAUCGUCUUGAAGAGGCCUUGGAAGAGAGCAAGCUUGUUACUGAUUUGAAAGCCAAAUCUUUAGAAAAUGAAUCUUGAAUAUGCAUUACUUGAAUGCCUAUAAACAUACUGGAAACAUGCUGUGAAGGUUUGCUUCUUACAUUACUAGGCUCAAUCUAUUUWCAUAAGUGUUCGCCAAAGUUUAGGUAUUUUCCUUUCGCAGAGAUCCAAUGAAACUUGGGCUUCCUGUUUAAGGAGCUCCAAUGACCCACAUAAGGAUUGAAAAAAAAUGCAGCUUGAAAACUGCGAUUAGCAUACCGACGAAUCAGAGUGUCCGUAUAACGAUCUGAUCUAUAUUUGUAAAGAAAUUAAAUCUAUUAUUGAUAAAAUAACUGAUAAUGAGAUACUAAGUAUCGCACAUAUUUUUAUAGAUUUCAAAGUCAGAACAAAAUUUUCGUGCGAUAAAGUAAUAAAUAAAUUUUAAAAUAAUUCUUCAAAUUAAAUAAAUUUAAUCUAAAAUUACUUUAUAAAAAGUGCUGAAUUUCGAUUAAGUCGGRCCAAAUCAGAGUYAGCAAAGACGAUUUAGGUUAUAGAGCUGUAUUGUUCAUAAGAUCAAUUGAAUCAAUUUCUGAACCGUUUUUCGCGUUUUCAGGCAAGAUUUUAUUACAAUAAAAAUGUGUGAAAAUGUAUACAUAAUAUAUCCAUGCAUUUGUAAAUCACAAGAGAGCAUUAAACAAGAUCUAUCUUGUAUUGCA